GCUAUCAAAAUAUUUUCUAAUUCUUCAGAUUUGCUGAUGUCCUGCUUUCAUUUCAUCAUAAAAGAUUCCACGUUACUUCUUAAAGAAGAUCACGUGGAAAGUGUAUUAUUCUGUAGAAUAGUUAUUUAAAACCGUCAAAAUAGCUUCCAAAAUGCAAGGCGUCAGCGCUCCGCGGGAGCCUGCGCCAGUUUUAAACACUAGUUCAACUAUUCUGAACAUGAGAGAGAAAGAGAAAUACAUCGAAGACUUCGACUUUCCGUUUUGCGACGAGUCUUCCAAAUAUGAAAAAGUAGCGAAAAUUGGUCAAGGAACCUUCGGGGAAGUGUUCAAAGCGCGUGCAAGGAAUAGCAAUAAAAAGUUCGUUGCAAUGAAAAAAGUUUUAAUGGACAACGAAAAAGAAGGUUUUCCGAUAACCGCGUUAAGAGAAAUAAAGAUAUUGCAGCUCUUGAAACACGAAAACGUCGUGAAUUUGAUAGAAAUAUGCAGAACAAAGGCAACAUUACACAAUAAAUACCGAUCAACAUUUUAUUUAGUUUUUGACUUCUGUGAACACGAUCUCGCCGGGCUAUUAUCGAAUGUGAAUGUCAAAUUUAGUUUAGGAGAAAUAAAAAAAGUUAUGCAGCAACUACUUAAUGGAUUAUACUACAUUCACAGCAAUAAAAUUCUGCACAGGGACAUGAAAGCCGCUAAUGUUUUAAUAACUAAGAAUGGUAUUUUAAAACUUGCUGAUUUCGGAUUGGCGAGAGCCUUCAGCGUCGCUAAGUCGGGGCAAGCUAAUAAAUACACAAAUAGAGUUGUUACACUUUGGUAUCGACCUCCUGAGUUAUUAUUAGGUGACCGUAAUUAUGGGCCUCCUGUGGAUAUGUGGGGUGCUGGCUGCAUCAUGGCGGAGAUGUGGACUCGUUCGCCUAUUAUGCAGGGUCCCACAGAACAACAGCAGUUAAUAUUAAUAUCACAGCUUUGUGGUUCUUGCACACCUGAUGUCUGGCCGGGGGUUGAAAGUUUAGAUCUGUACAACAAAAUGGAGUUACCCAAGGGUCAAAAGAGAAAAGUAAAGGAAAGGCUAAAGCCGUAUGUAAAGGAUCCCUACGGUUGCGACUUGCUUGAUAAAUUGCUGCAGUUAGAUCCAGCGAAACGUUAUGACGCAGACACAGCGCUGAACCACGAUUUCUUCUGGACGGAUCCCAUGCCGUGUGACCUUGCCAAUAUGUUAGCCCAGCACACUCAGAGCAUGUUCGAGUACCUCGCUCCUCCACGCCGACCCGGCCACCUUAGGCACCACCACCAUCCACCAGGCGCUCAACCUAAGCCAGCGCAACCGCCCCAGGACUCGGGAUACCAAGACAGAGUGUUCUAAAUAUAAUUGUUAUUGUAAAUAGUUAAUUAUAAUUC
This is a messenger RNA of Vanessa atalanta (red admiral), 1392 nucleotides long. RefSeq names its product cyclin-dependent kinase 9 (gene Cdk9). The transcript has 5 exons. Gene Ontology annotation, molecular function: cyclin-dependent protein serine/threonine kinase activity; ATP binding. Lineage: Eukaryota; Metazoa; Arthropoda; Insecta; Lepidoptera; Nymphalidae. Gene Ontology annotation, cellular component: nucleus. The record is from RefSeq and is a predicted model, not a curated record. Gene Ontology annotation, biological process: protein phosphorylation. Bases 152 to 1357 code for a protein of 401 amino acids.